AUGGCUGACGCUAAUAGUUUAAGACAACGAUUAGCAUCACUCGUCGAUGAAAUUACGCAAGAUGUUCAAAUAAUUGAAUCAACACGCAAUUUAAGCACUAAAUAUCGAGUGGAAAAAUCAAUCAGUGACGCUACUAAAUUAGCUCGUGAUCUGGAACGUCUUGAUCCAUCUUAUGGACGUGAAUAUAAACAACGUAUUGACGCCAUACGUCAACGUUUAGAAAAUGCUAGUAAAGUUCCAGUACAUGGCGCAUGGAAUUCAGGAUUUGAUGUAGAAGCUGAUAGACUUGGACAACAACAACGUGAUCUACUUUUGCGUGGUCAUUCUUCAUUAGUUCGUACCGGUGAAUCUUUGCACAUAUCACGUCAAACUGCUCACGAAACUGAACAGUUAGGAAACGAAAUCAUGUCCGACUUAAUCACACAACGUGAAUCACUUUUACGCACGCAAGAUAAAUUGAAUGAAGGCGGUGAGCAUUUAAAAGCCGGUAGUAAAACGCUUCGAUUGAUGUAUCACAGAGUUAUAAUGAACAAAGUGCUUCUAAUCACAGUCGUUCUUGUCGAACUCGGCAUUUUAGGUGGUGUAAUCUAUUGGAAAUUUUUCUCUAAAUGA
Rotaria socialis is the source of this 612-nucleotide messenger RNA. Lineage: Eukaryota; Metazoa; Rotifera; Eurotatoria; Philodinida; Philodinidae. The record is from the annotation of a GenBank genome assembly.